GAGUCCCCGCGCGGGAGGGCGGAGCGGCCGCAGAGCCGAGCGGUAUGUGGGCGCUCGGACGCCGCGCCGCCGUGGGUCUGCUGCCACGGACGGCGUCUGGGGCCUCGGCCUCGGUCGGGAUCCCGCGCGGGAGGGAGCCGAUCGGAGCGUGCGGCCACCGAGGCCUGCAGGUCACAACCAGCGCGGCCUCCGCCGGCCGCCACUCGAGUCUGAGCCUCCGCUACCUCGAUCAGAUUCUGAACAUCAAGAAGCAGAGUGUCUGUGUGGUACAUCUGAGGAACUCGGGAACUUUGGACAACUCAAGCUCUCUAGACGAGACAGCUUAUGAAAGACUUGCGGAGGAGACGCUGGACGCCCUGGCAGAGUUCUUUGAAGACUUGGCAGACAAACCCUAUACCCUGGAGGACUACGAUGUCUCCUUUGGGGGCGGUGUGCUAACCGUUAAGCUGGGCGGGGAUCUAGGGACCUACGUGAUCAAUAAGCAGACCCCAAACAAGCAAAUCUGGCUAUCGUCUCCCUCCAGUGGCCCCAAGCGCUAUGACUGGACGGGGAAGAACUGGGUGUACGCCCACGACGGCAUGUCCCUGCAUGAGCUGCUGGCCAGGGAGCUGACGGAAGCCUUCAACACCAAACUGGACUUGUCUUCCUUGGCCUAUUCUGGAAAAGGCACCUGAGCACCUGCCAGAUUCAAAGACAUUAAACGGACCCCAGCCUUCUUCUGUGGCUGAGUGUCUGGUUUCCAUGCCUGCUUCCGAGGACAGUCACACUGUGUGUGACAGCUCUGUGAAAAAAAGCGUGUUACCUCCCA
Messenger RNA from Peromyscus maniculatus bairdii (prairie deer mouse), 808 nucleotides. It is a transcript of the gene Fxn, whose product is annotated as frataxin. Gene Ontology annotation, cellular component: mitochondrion. Gene Ontology annotation, biological process: iron incorporation into metallo-sulfur cluster; intracellular iron ion homeostasis. NCBI's taxonomy places the organism in Eukaryota, Metazoa, Chordata, Mammalia, Rodentia, Cricetidae. The record is from RefSeq and is a predicted model, not a curated record. Gene Ontology annotation, molecular function: iron chaperone activity; ferrous iron binding; ferroxidase activity.